AUGGGUCAACGAAGCAAGGUGUUGGACACCGAGGGCCAAACCCCCAAGUUUCUUUACGCAAUCAUCAAACAACUGGACAUGAAGACCGUCGAUUGGAAUCGGGUUGCCUCCGAUCUCGAGAUCUCUAACGGCCAUGCCGCGCGCAUGCGGUAUUCUCGGUUCAAGUCCCAGAUGGAACCCUCGUCAGCCCAGAAGAAUGCCAGAAAGAAGAACAGCAAGAAAGGAGAGAAGGGAGAACCUAAGGGGGAGAUUCCGGGAUUGAUUCCUGUGCCCAUGUCAAUGCAGAUGCCUUUUCCAUUGGCGUGCGCUGGGCCUGUGCCAAAAAUGGAACCUUCGGACUCACAGUUCACAUCCAAUCCAUUCGUCAAAUGCGAGCCUGGAAUUCAGCAAAUUCCUGGUAAUCCAGAGAUUAACGAAAUCCCCGAUUUUCAACAGCAUUUCCCGCAGAUAAUAUCGCCCAGCGGCAUGCCGUAUCCAUCGCAUAUAUCCCAGUAUCUGCCUCAUGGAUUGCAGUUUUCUAUGGUUUCAGGCGCGUCACCCUCGCUCUCGUCCCUGCACCCAUCGCAUUUCGAAAAUUCAUAUCCAUCAAGGGCUCCUCCAAAUGAUGCCGGCAUGCAGAACUUCUCUUUACAGCAACCUGCCUUCCACAAUGCCCCUGUGAUAACAUGGGAGCCACCUGCUCCAUCUCAACAGGAGUCCACACCAAUGAAGAUUGAAGAUGAGCCAGAAAUUAUUGAGAGGACUGUUUUUGACAAAAUUCCGAUCAAGGUCGAGGAGGGUUGCAAAGGAUAG
Molecule: messenger RNA, 792 nt
Organism: Penicillium cinerascens
Lineage: Eukaryota; Fungi; Ascomycota; Eurotiomycetes; Eurotiales; Aspergillaceae
Exons: 2
Coding region: 1-792 (263 amino acids)
Source: RefSeq, a predicted model, not a curated record